UCAUCCAGGAAUCUGGCCAAUGACAACUGGGCACGCCUCCUACCGCUCAAAUUUGAAUUUACACACCAGUCCGUUGCUGCUCUGUUUAUCUGCAGUCCUGCUCCGUUCAGUGCAGUAGUAAUGGCUUUUACAUGGAUUAUCACAUAUCUGACAGAUGAAUUCUUAUUUUGACCGAUUUUGAGUUAUGCGGUGCAGAUUGAGAACGAAAAAGCGCAAAUAUGAACACAGACACAAUGGCUAAUGGACACAUAUUGCAAACGGCAGAAGAGAGGACAUGAAACCACCAUUCUUGGACUCUGAAGAAUACUAUGCAAACCAUGCUUUUGGAUCUACUGUUAAGUUUUUGUAAUAAAGCUGAGGUUUUGGGAUUGAAAAUCUUCUGCCACAUGAUCUUCCGUAAAAAAAAAAGUCAGUUAUGCAGAUUGGAAAAGACAUGGCGGCUAAUGAACUGGAAGUCUCGCCCAUAGGUUUACUUCCGUGUUUAGGAAUAAGAUGCAGCAAGGAUCCAGCUGAUUACUUCAGAUUUGGUGGACUGCUCUUUAUCUGCUGUGACUGUCACUUCUGGUGCAGAAUCAUGGACUUUUAUUUGUAUGUUUUGAUUUUACUUAUUACACUUGUGUAGCUAGUAUUCAGGAUUAAAAUACAAUGUAAUUUUUGUCCACAUAUAUUAUCAGAGCUAUAUGGAAUCCAAUAGGGUCAGUCAAAUAUUGAGAAAAAACACUAUAAACCUGAUUGGGAAAAUACAAGCUAAAAUACAGUUCCCUCCACAAUCUUUUUCAAAGAAAAAAUCAUGAUACUAUAACCCUAACUUGUAAGAUAAAAAUGUAAUUUUUAGUUUUUCAAUUGCUCCUCAGGAAUUUGUUUACAUAAAUUUACAUCUAAAUAAUGAAACAGUUUUAAGCAUGGCUACACUACACGACUUCUGAACAGAUUUUUAAAACAGAUUUUUGACUUACCGACUUUGUAAAUAAUGACAAAGGAAAGCUGGGCAUCAUAUACUUAAGCCUGGAAUACACUACACGAUUUUUGCCCUGAUUUUCCGCCAAUUUACAGUCAGGAGAAGUUGACGCUAGUUGCUGAAAGUCAGAGCCAGUCUGCAGAUUUGAGAUUCCAUAGAAAAUUGCAUAGUGUAUGAUAGUCACAGACUCCAGUUUUUUAAGCUUCAGACUCUGAUUCUAUCCAGUCGGAGGAUAUCAAACGUUUGAUAUUUUCAGCCGAUUUUACAAUGCAUAUUGUUUUCCUUUGUAAUGCGUCUCCUAGCAACAAGGCUCAUGUUUCUGAGUGAGUUUGUUGUGAUCGGAACAACUUUAAAGUCUGGUAGUGUAUGAUCCUCAGUCAUGUAACUAACUGGAGCCCAGGUCAGGAAGCAGACAGACUGGCUAUACCGAUCGUCUGCUAGCUGCCUCACGUCACAGAAGUCAGUUAACUCUCAGCACAUAGAUACUCCUUCACCUAGAUAUCACUCUAUAGAGACUGUGUCUGUUCCCCGAACUAGAAAAUACAGAAAACAUCCAAACCAAAGUAAUAGUAACAAUUUAAUUGAUGUUCAACAAAUAAAAAAACGAUAUAAUACAGAUAAACACAUGAUAAAGCUUGGCUUAUUGAAUAUUAGAUCCCUUUCUUCAAAAGCACUUUUUGUAAAUGAUAUGUUCACUGACCAUAAACUAGAUGUGCUUUGUCUGACAGAAACCUGGCUAAAACAAGAUGAUUACAUUACUUUAAACGAGUCUACACCCCAAGAUUACUGUUACAAACAUGAACUGCAUCCAAAAGGUAAAGGGGGAGGUGUUGCUACAAUUUAUAGAAAUAUUUUCAGUAUCUCUCAGAGGUUGGGUUUCAAGUAUAAUUCGUUCGAAGUAAUGGUGCUUCAUAUAACGUUAUCCAAAGAAACAAGUGUUAAUGAUAAAUCCCCUGUGAUGUUUGUACUGGCUACUGUAUACAGACCACCAGGGCACCAUACAGACUUUAUUAAAGAAUUUUCUGAUCUUCUAUCGGAGUUAGUACUGACUGCAGAUAAAGUCCUAAUCGUUGGUGAUUUUAAUAUCCAUAUUGAUAAUGAAAGAGAUUCAGCAUUUAUAGACAUUCUAAACUCAAUUGGUGUUAAACAACACGUGUCAGGACCUACUCAUUGUCGAAAUCAUACUCUAGAUUUAAUACUGUCACAUGGAAUUGAUGUCAGUGGCGUUGAAAUUUUGCAGCAGAGCGAUGAUAUCUCAGAUCAUUAUCUAGUCUCCUGUAUAUUCCAUAUAGCUAAAGCUGUAAAGCCAACUUCUUGUUACAAAUAUGGUAGAACCAUUACCUCUACCACAAAAGACUGCUUUAUAAAUAAUCUUCCUGACUUAUCUCAGUUCCUCAGCAUAUCCAAUAGCUCAGAACAACUUGAUGAUGUAACAGGAUUUAUGGACUCUCUCUUUUCUAGCACUUUAGAUGCGGUUGCUCCUUUACGCUUAAGGAAGAUUAAGGAUAAGAGUCCAACACCGUGGUAAAAUGAGCACACCCGCGCCCUAAAGAGAGCAGCCCGGAAAAUGGAGCGCAGCUGGAGGAAAACUAAAUUAGAGGUAUUUCGUUUAGCUUGG
Molecule: messenger RNA, 2576 nt
Organism: Onychostoma macrolepis
Lineage: Eukaryota; Metazoa; Chordata; Actinopteri; Cypriniformes; Cyprinidae
Exons: 6
Coding region: 1584-2486 (300 amino acids)
Molecular function (GO): catalytic activity
Source: RefSeq, a predicted model, not a curated record